This is a messenger RNA of Ziziphus jujuba (common jujube), 2237 nucleotides long. Its product is annotated as protein EARLY FLOWERING 5. Bases 197 to 1840 code for a protein of 547 amino acids. Lineage: Eukaryota; Viridiplantae; Streptophyta; Magnoliopsida; Rosales; Rhamnaceae. Gene Ontology annotation, biological process: mRNA cis splicing, via spliceosome. The record is from RefSeq and is a predicted model, not a curated record. Gene Ontology annotation, cellular component: spliceosomal complex. The transcript has 9 exons.
AAAUAAAAAAAUUAGAUCGAUAGAGGAAAGAGUUUCUUCAAUUUUUUUUCAUCAACGAGGUGUGGGUUUCUGCAGCCGGAGUUUCUCAGCUAUUUUACGAGAAAGAAAAUCCGAGAAAAUUCUUUAAAAGAAAAAAAAAAAAAAGCAGCGACUGUGAGAGAGAGAGAGAGAGAGAGAGAGAUAGAGAGGGGUAACAAUGAAGACGACCAAAGGAGGGAAGGUGAUGAAUCCUACGGAUGCCUAUCGAAAGGAGCUCAGAAAGAAAGAAUUGAAGAGGAAUAAGAAAGAAAGGAAAAAGGUGAGGGAGGUGGGGAUCUUGAAGAAGGAUCCUGAGACGCUGAGAGAGCAGAUUGAUAAGUUGAAUAUGAUGAAGGCUGAUGGUGCUCUAGAUAAAGCAAGAAAACACAAGAAGAGACAGCUGGAGGACACACUUAACCUUGUAUUAAAGAAGAGGAAGGAAUAUGAAGAGAAAAUGCGGGAGAAGGGUGAGGCCCCUGUUAUGUUCAGCCAUUUGGGACCACCUCGAAGACGAACAUCUGCAGAAGAAGAAGAAAGAGUUAAACACCCAAAGCCUGAAGACUCUGUAUACUUUCACCCAACCCUAAAUCCUACUGGGGCUCCGCCACCUGGAAAACCUCCAAUGUUUAAAUCAUCAAUAGGGCCUAGAAUUCCUUUGUCAGCUGCUUCAUCAAGCAGUGCUGCAUCAUCCUCAAUAACAGAGAUGGAUGAUGUUGCUUUGGCUAUACCUCCACCCCCACCUCCUCCUCCUCUGCCAGAUGCUGGUUUUGAUGGCUCUAGUGACGGCUCAAUUAUACCUGCAUCUUUGCCUUUACCUCCUCCACCUCCAUUGCCACCUAAUGCUGCAGCAACAAACUCCAUGAUAUCAUUGCCUCCGCCACCUUUGCCACCUCCACCUCCACCUCCUGGACCCCCACCUAAAGACCAGGCUGCAAGUCACCCUCCGCUUCCCCCUCCUCCACCUCUUCAACAGUCAAUGCAGCCACCUCCACCUGGUACUGGUGGUAUUGAGAGGGACAGAAAUCAAACUUCAUUGUCUGAGGAACCUACAUCUGAGGAGCCUACUCAGGCGCCUGUGGUACUGCCCCCACCUCCUCCCCCACCUGGGAUGCCUCCCAAAUCAGUAAGUAACCAGUCUGAAGGUGCAGCAUCUGAUGCUGAAAGCAAUAAUACUUCAAUAACCAAGGAUUUUCCUAAAAUUCCACCACCACCUCCGCCUAGGCAACAGCUUUCAGUGCCUGGACCCUCUCCAAUCCCUACCUUACAGCCUGAUGUGUUACCCCCUGGAAUAUCACGUUUUCCUCCACCCCCUCCCCCACCAGAUAUGAGGCCACCAUUGUCAACUCCUGGACUUCCAACCCGACCAAAUCCCCCUGGAAUGAUGGUUCCUCUAAUGCCUAGGCCGCCAUAUGGUCCCCCUCCUGGACCUCCACCAAUGAUGAGACCACCUCUUCCACCUGGUCCUCCUCCUUCCUUUCAGGAUGAAGAUCUUGCUGCAAACAGGCCUUCUGCCCCUCAGAAGCCAUCAUAUAUUAAAUCUGCAGCAUCUACCGUUGUUAAGAGACCACUAGCUCAGCACACUCCAGAACUUACGGCCAUGGUUCCUGCAUCUGUUCGUGUAAGACGAGAGAUGGCUGCGCCGAAAGCGAAGCCUAAACCAUCAACCCCAACCACAGUGAUAGCCUCCAAGCCAGCACCUCCUAUUGCAAACCCAGAACCAGUUUACUCAUCAUCAGCACCAAAGGGACAAAGCAUUGAUGACUCAUACAUGGCAUUCCUGGAGGACAUGAAAGCCCUUGGUGCACUUGGUGGUGAGAAUUAGUUGCUGGUGGGGGAGACAACAACAAGGUAAAAGGAUGGUCUGCAUUUUGAAGGGAACAAAAAUGUUCAUUCUUGAAGUGGAACAGGCAUUAAACAGAGAUACUUAUUGUUGUCAAUGCCUUAGGUUUCUUCUGGCUAUAUCGUUGGGAAACAUCUCCCAUAUGGAUGGUGCUUCAGUUGAUAUAGCCAAAAAUUUUAAACUAUCUCAAAAAAUCUCAAUUUAUUGAGAUAAGGUGUACUUUGGGCUAUUGCUCUUGAGAUACGUUUAACAUAUUGAAAGUGUACCAUAUUUAAAGAGACUUUCCUUAUUUUACUCGUUCUUUAUGUCUCAAAGAACUUUUGAAGCAUCAUGUUUGAUUAUUUCUUCAGAAAUAUUGGUUAGUCAGCCGUUUCCUUUA